Messenger RNA from Mus musculus (house mouse), 6540 nucleotides. RefSeq names its product SEC24 homolog C, COPII coat complex component (gene Sec24c). Bases 2126 to 5485 code for a protein of 1119 amino acids. Lineage: Eukaryota; Metazoa; Chordata; Mammalia; Rodentia; Muridae. Gene Ontology annotation, cellular component: endoplasmic reticulum membrane; COPII vesicle coat; ER to Golgi transport vesicle membrane. Gene Ontology annotation, molecular function: zinc ion binding. The transcript has 24 exons. The record is from RefSeq and is a predicted model, not a curated record. Gene Ontology annotation, biological process: intracellular protein transport; endoplasmic reticulum to Golgi vesicle-mediated transport.
AGCAUAUGCUUUUAAUCGCAGCUCGCUGGGGGCAGAAGCAGAAGGAUCUCUGUGAAUUGGAGACCGGCUGGAUCCACACAAUGAAUUCAGGAGGGUUAUACAGUGAGACCUCCUAUGAGAGAGAGAGAGAGAGAGAGAGAGAGAGAGAGAGAGUCAUAAGAGUGGAUAAAAGUGGUGGUGGUAAUGUACCCUUUAAUCCCAGCACUUGCGAGGCAGAGGCAGGUGAAUUUCUGAGUUCAAGAUCAACCUGGUCUACAGAGUGAGUUCCAGGACAGCCAGGGCUACACAGAGAAAACCUGUCUCUGAAAAAAAAAAAAAAAUCCCAAAUAAAUAGGAAAGAUAUUAAUUUACAUUUCUAACAAGUCUCAGCUGAUACUGAUACUAGGAUCCACGGACAGUAUUUUAAAAGUGGAUAGAAACAGGGCUGGUGACAAAGAACACUGGCUGCUUUUCCAGGUGACUUGGGUUUGAUUUCCAGCAUCCAUGUAUCUUACAAGAUUUGUUAACUCCAGUUCCAGGGGAUCCAGUGCCCUCUUCUGGCCUCUGCAGGUACUGUAGUCACAAAGUGCACAGAUACACAUUCAGGCAAAACACCCAUACAUAAGACAUUUUAAAACAAGCUAGACAGAAACAACUGACUGGUUAGUAACUGACAUGCAAACUUAAAUGCCCAUUUUUCUCUAAGCAUGCAUUACUGUGUAACUACCAUUACGUAGGAAAAAACCCCACAAAACAGUUUGCCUACUCUAUUCAUGAACCUAAGUUGGCCCAAAGAAGUGCUUAAAGCAUAACAGCACAGAAAGAAUUCCAAUGCAUGCAACGGAGAGGUUGGAAGCAUAAAAAGUGGGAGUUCACGGUGAUCAUGGGUUAUAUAUCCAGUUUCAGGAUAGUCUGCCUAUAAAUUGAGAUCCAGUCUCAAAAAACUGAUUAGAGGAUAAAAGAGCAAUAAUCAUUUAUUAGUUAACAUUGUUCUCUGAAGAGUCUUAUGAUUACUGAAAGAAUUGUAGCUCUUUUAACAGAGAGCAGGGAGGUCUUUAUAUUCUGGUAGAGUUACCUCUAUUAAAAAAAGGGCAAGGCAUAAAAUGGUAACUAAUCUUUAUUGAAUAAACAUUAUACUGAACAAUCUUAGGAAACGUCUCUAAAUUCAUCCCAAUUCACUGUUCGACACGAAUUCUUUUCAUUAAAGAAGUAAACCGGGGCAGAAGUUGUCCAAACAUUGAACUAAUCGGCCCAAAGUCGAGGGUUAGAACCCACCCUACCACUACCACGUGUGGCUCAAAGGUCAGGGUGAGCUCUACCGUAGGGACGCAAAUCAACGGGGUGAAAGGUUAACAGGAAGUGGAUACAAGACUAGCUGUCCUUAAAGUCAACACACGACGAAGGGAGCGUUACUAAAAAUAAUCUGACCUAGUUUUCUCAAUACCCUCUCAGCUGGUAAAGCCAUAAAAAAAGUCUGGAAAAUGUGGAAAAAUCUGGAAAGGAAAGAAAAAAAAAAAAAAAAAAAAAAGCAUGAAACUCAGCAAUACUUUACAGACUGCGUCCAUGACGGGAUACACCACAUACGCAUGCGCAACAUCCGGGUUUCCGGAAGCGUGCCUAAGGCCGACGUGGCAGAAGGAGUGGCCUAGCCCUAGAGCAUGGGGCGGAACUUCCGGGGACGGCACGCCAGCCCCCCCCCCCUCGGAACCGGAAGUUGAGCCUGGGAGCCUUGACGUUAGGAACGAAGUCGAACCUGGAUCUGGAGCCGGGUGAGGAGUGGCAUCGCGAGGUUGCGUGGUGGGGAGGAAUGCUGAGGAGAGGCCAGGGUAUUUUUGGCCUGAUCGCUGUCCGGUUUUAGAGGAAAGGGAGGAGCCUGGAGGCGGGGCCUAGAAAGAGACCCUCACCUCUCGCAUCUGUGGCCGGCGAUCGGUCUUAGGUCCCCGGACCCCUCCCUUCACCUCCUGGCCCAGGUUCCGGCUCGCUUCGCCCUCCCAGCAUGUUGAAGGGCAUUAGAGGAUUGGUCUUUACUGCUUAGUGAACCGGCCCUCUUCGUGGCCCUAGAGGCUGGCUUGGCUUCCGGAUCUCGAUCUCUGGAGCGCUCAAGCCUCCGCAUCUCGGGUGAGAUCAAAUCGGGGAUGCUCUCAUAAUGAAUGUCAACCAGUCAGCUCCACCUGUUCCACCAUAUGGGCAGAACCAGCCCAUCUACCCAGGGUAUCAUCAGUCGAGUUAUGGUGGGCAACCAGGACCUGCAGCCCCUGCUACUCCCUAUGGAGCCUACAAUGGCCCAGUGCCAGGUUAUCAGCAGGCACCUCCUCAAGGUGUGCCAAGAGCCCCACCUUCCUCAGGGGCACCUCCAGCCUCUGCAGCACAGGUCCCUUGUGGUCAGACUACAUAUGGCCAGUUUGGCCAAGGUGAUAUACAGAAUGGGCCGAGUUCCACAGCUCAGAUGCAAAGGGUCCCUGGUUCUCAGCAGUUUGGUCCUCCAUUGGCCCCUGUGGUCAGCCAGCCAGCUGUGCUUCAGCCCUAUGGCCCUCCCCCCACAAGUACACAGGUGACUGCACAGCUGGCCGGAAUGCAGAUCAGUGGUGCUGUGGCCCAGGCCCCUCCCCCUUCUGGGUUGGGCUAUGGUCCACCAACAUCAUUGGCCUCAGCCUCAGGAAAUUUCCCUAAUUCUGGUCCAUACGGCUCCUAUCCUCAGAGCCAGGCUCCUCCCCUUAGCCAGGCUCAAGGUCAUCCUGGAGUCCAGCCUCCCCUUCGAUCUGCCCCACCUCUGGCUUCCAGCUUCACGUCCCCAGCUUCAGGUGGUCCUCAGAUGCCUUCCAUGACUGGACUACUCCCGCCUGGACAGGGCUUUGGGAGUCUUCCAGUGAACCAGGCUAACCACGUGUCCUCACCUCCUGCUCCUGCUCUGCCCCCGGGCACCCAGAUGACUGGGCCCCCAGUACCACCGCCACCACCUAUGCACUCCCCUCAGCAGCCUGGUUAUCAGCUGCAGCAAAAUGGUUCCUUUGGACCAGCUCGAGGCCCUCAACCUAAUUAUGAGAGCCCAUACCCUGGAGCACCUACCUUUGGCAGUCAGCCUGGGCCUCCCCAGCCAUUGCCUCCUAAGCGUCUGGACCCUGAUGCCAUCCCCAGCCCUCAACUUAAUGAGCUGCCUCCUCAGCAGAAAACCAGGCACAGAAUAGAUCCUGAUGCCAUUCCUAGUCCAAUUCAGGUUAUUGAAGAUGAUAGAAACAACCGGGGUUCAGAGCCAUUUGUUACUGGUGUACGGGGACAGGUGCCACCUUUAGUCACCACCAAUUUCCUGGUGAAAGACCAAGGGAAUGCAAGUCCCCGCUACAUUCGAUGCACAUCCUAUAAUAUCCCUUGUACUUCUGACAUGGCUAAACAGGCUCAGGUGCCUCUGGCCGCUGUCAUUAAACCACUGGCAAGGCUGCCUCCAGAGGAGGCUUCACCGUAUGUUGUGGAUCAUGGAGAAUCUGGCCCCCUGCGCUGUAAUCGCUGCAAAGCAUACAUGUGCCCUCUCAUGACAUUCAUCGAGGGAGGGAGGCGCUUCCAGUGCUCCUUCUGCAGUUGUGUCAAUGAUGUUCCCCCCCAGUAUUUUCAACAUCUGGAUCAUACCGGCAAACGUGUGGAUGCUUAUGACCGUCCUGAGCUGUCUCUGGGAUCUUAUGAAUUCUUGGCUACUGUAGAUUACUGUAAGAACAAUAAAUUCCCUAGUCCUCCUGCCUUCAUCUUUAUGAUUGAUGUCUCCUACAAUGCCAUCAGAACUGGUCUUGUUCGGCUCCUCUGUGAGGAGCUCAAGUCACUCUUAGACUACCUACCUAGGGAGGGUGGAGCAGAAGAGUCAGCAAUCCGAGUUGGCUUUGUCACCUAUAAUAAAGUGCUCCACUUCUACAAUGUGAAAAGCUCCUUGGCUCAGCCACAGAUGAUGGUUGUAUCUGAUGUAGCUGACAUGUUUGUGCCACUGCUGGAUGGCUUCCUAGUCAAUGUCAGUGAGUCUCGGGCUGUUAUCACCAGCUUAUUGGAUCAGAUUCCAGAAAUGUUUGCAGAUACAAGAGAGACAGAGACAGUGUUUGCUCCAGUUAUCCAGGCCGGGAUGGAAGCUCUGAAGGCUGCUGAGUGUGCAGGAAAGCUGUUUCUGUUCCACACAUCCUUGCCCAUUGCAGAGGCCCCAGGGAAGCUGAAGAAUAGAGAUGAUAGGAAGUUGAUCAACACAGACAAGGAGAAGACUCUGUUUCAGCCUCAGACAGGUACCUAUCAGACUCUGGCCAAAGAGUGUGUGGCCCAAGGCUGCUGUGUGGACCUCUUCCUCUUCCCUAACCAAUAUGUCGAUGUGGCCACACUCUCUGUUGUUCCCCAGCUCACUGGAGGCUCUGUCUACAAAUAUGCCUGCUUCCAGGUGGAAAAUGACCAGGAACGGUUCUUGAGUGACCUGCGUCGGGAUGUACAGAAGGUGGUUGGCUUUGAUGCUGUUAUGCGGGUUCGGACAAGUACUGGUAUCCGUGCUGUAGAUUUCUUUGGCGCUUUCUAUAUGAGCAAUACAACAGAUGUGGAGUUGGCUGGAUUGGAUGGAGACAAGACAGUGACUGUGGAAUUCAAGCAUGAUGACCGGCUCAAUGAAGAGAAUGGAGCCCUACUGCAGUGUGCCCUGCUUUAUACCAGCUGUGCAGGGCAGCGUCGGCUCCGCAUCCACAACUUGGCCCUAAACUGCUGCACCCAGCUGGCUGAUCUGUAUCGAAACUGUGAGACUGACACGCUCAUCAACUACAUGGCCAAGUUUGCAUACCGGGCUGUUCUGAAUAGUCCUGUGAAGACUGUCCGUGACACUCUCAUCACCCAGUGUGCCCAGAUCCUGGCCUGUUAUAGAAAGAACUGUGCCAGCCCUUCUUCUGCAGGACAGUUGAUUCUUCCUGAGUGCAUGAAGCUCCUCCCAGUUUACCUGAACUGUGUGUUGAAGAGUGAUGUUCUGCAGCCUGGAGCUGAGGUCACUACUGAUGAUCGUGCCUAUGUUCGGCAGCUGGUUUCCUCCAUGGAUGUGGCUGAGACCAAUGUCUUCUUCUACCCUCGGCUCCUACCACUGACAAAGUCUCCCCUUGAUAGUACCGCUGAACCACCAGCAGUUCGAGCCUCUGAAGAGCGCCUAAGCAGUGGCGAUAUAUAUUUGCUGGAAAAUGGGCUCAACCUCUUUGUCUGGGUGGGAGCAAGCGUCCAACAAGGUGUUGUCCAGAGCCUUUUCAACGUGUCCUCCUUCAGUCAGAUCACCAGCGGCUUGAGUGUUCUGCCAGUUCUGGAUAAUCCACUGUCUAAGAAAGUUCGAGGUCUCAUCGAUAGCUUACGGGCACAGAGAAUGCGGUACAUGAAGCUUAUCGUGGUCAAGCAGGAAGACAAGCUGGAGAUGCUGUUCAAGCACUUCCUGGUGGAAGACAAGAGCCUAAGUGGAGGUGCAUCCUAUGUGGACUUUCUCUGUCAUAUGCACAAGGAGAUCCGGCAGCUACUGAGCUAAAGCAAGUGGGUAAAUGGCAUAGGGUCCCAGGCCAGCUUCCAGGAAGAACCCCAGGAUGACAGAGAAAUUGGGACAGUUCCAUAUCGUAUAAGUCAUGUAAGCUGACCUCAGUUGACUUCUUUUGGGGGGAGGGCGAGAUAUAAGGAGACACCGUCUUUCUGGGCUCAAAUACACUACCACUCUGUCAUGUCCUGCUGAUCGAAGGUGCCUCAGGCCCCUUACUCUACCCUUUCUCCUGCUAAUCCUCUUGUAAUGAAUGUAGUUUCUCAGUUCACUGUAUAUGAUUCGGUGUUGGGGGUUUGGAGGCAGCUGGGCCCUGGCAACAGUGUGUCCCUUUGGAUGAGCCUCCAAGAGGAAGGGCAGGCAGGAAGAAGUGGGAAUCCCAGGGUUAUUACAGGAGGUGGCAAAUUCAGCUCCGUGUCAUCAACAACUUCCUAUAUUAGGGACAAAAUAUACAGGUGCACAAGAGCUGGGGUACAGGCCGUAGGUGGUGGAGAGUAAAAUAGUUGGUCCUUUGGGUGCCUGAUGGUCAGUAGCAAAGUCAUAGUUACCGAGGAUGGAUGACUAAUCUCUCUACUUCCACUGCGCGUGCUCUCUCUCCCCUGCAAUGAUUGGUGAGCACUUCGUGGAUGAAUGAGCCUGGGGUAAGAAUUGCAAAACAUAUUAACACCUUGGGGAAGUAGCAGCCUCCUUUCCAGAUGGAGAAGCCCCAAUCCUGGAUGGUUCUGUAGAGCGCCUGAUGGUCAACUUGCAAUACCUCACAGAGCCAGCCCACAUCCCACUCAGCUUCCACCAGAAACGUUGUUGGGGAGAGGCAGAUAUGGCUGGAGCCCUGUCUUCCGGUGCCAGGACGUUACUGGGCUUUGGUAUUGACUGAGUGGCUGACAAGUUAUCUUCCAACUCCAGUUGGCUGGGCAGGACAAGGGCUAGGAAUGACCGUGGUCAGGCCUGCCUGCUCCCAGCCCAGGAUGCCCCUGCUAUGGACCUUUCAUUUCUUUUCAUUGGUUUAUUUUUCAAUGCAUCUUUAAUUUGUAAAGAAAUAAAAUAAGAUGUAA